This is a messenger RNA of Chelmon rostratus (copperband butterflyfish), 2757 nucleotides long. RefSeq names its product meprin A subunit beta-like. Gene Ontology annotation, biological process: proteolysis. Bases 79 to 2082 code for a protein of 667 amino acids. Gene Ontology annotation, cellular component: membrane. Gene Ontology annotation, molecular function: zinc ion binding; metalloendopeptidase activity; protein binding. The transcript is spliced from 16 exons. Lineage: Eukaryota; Metazoa; Chordata; Actinopteri; Chaetodontiformes; Chaetodontidae. The record is from RefSeq and is a predicted model, not a curated record.
UCCUGUCAGCCAAAGCUCCUUCUGUGCGGUUGAGGAGGACAGACAGGAUUUAAGAUUGGUCCAAGUGGCACUACAAGUAUGAAAGGCCUCAUCUUCCUUGUUGUGAAUUUGGCAGUUUCAUCAGCAUUCUCAAUAGACCACAAUGGACCAGAGAUAAUAGAAAUUGGUGAAGAAAAGGACAUCAUAGAUGCAAACAAGGGUUUAUUACCUGAUGAUAUUCUUGAGCCAGAGAAGACGCAAAGAAGUGCCAUUAUUGGUGAGGGCAUUUACUGGACAUCCCCAGUCCCAUAUGUUUUGGAGAAAGACCUGGAGAUGAAUGCUAAAGGAAUCAUCAUGAGAGCCUUUGAUCAGUUCAGGUUGAAGUCAUGCAUUGACUUCAAACCAAGGGAUAUGGAGGACUAUUACAUUUCUGUCCAAAGGUUAGACGGAUGUUUUUCAUAUGUUGGCCGUUGGCUACCUAACGGACAGGUCCUCUCCAUUGGGAGAUUCUGUGAUUACAUCGCCACGAUUGAACACGAGUUCCUCCAUGCUCUUGGCUUCUUCCACGAACAGUCCAGAUAUGACAGAGAUGAAUAUUUGACCAUUGCAUUUGAGAACAUCAUAGAAGGUUUCGAGAAUAAUUUCGAAAAAGUCAGCGAAGCAUCCAGCACCACCAACGGAGUCCCAUAUGACUACAUGUCAGUGAUGCACUAUGGCAAAAAUGCUUUCAGCAAUGGCAAUGGUUCAACAAUUAUCACCAAAGAUCCACAAUUCCAGGAUGUUAUUGGUCAAAGGCUGGAAAUGAGUCCCAGUGAUGUUCGGGAGCUGAACCUCCUCUACAAAUGCAAUUCAACCAUUGCAUUUAAGAUGUACUGCGGCUUUACGAAUGGAACCAUGUGUCACAUGACUCGCUGUUCACAGAGUGGCACUAGGUGGGAAAUGGUAACAAAUGCUCUUGGGGGUCCGACGUCUGACCACACCAGUCUACCCAGUAGCAAUGAUGAUGACGGAGGUGAAGAUAUAGGUUUCUUCAUGCAUGCUAGCACUGCAUCAGGUAAGGAGGGAGACUCAGCCAGACUGGAGACCCACAGGAUGAGUCCCAAGAGGGAAUGUCAUGUCCAGUGUCUCCAGUUCUACUACUACCACAGUGGGAGCGAGUCAGACCAACUCAACAUCUGGCUCAGAGAGUUUGAUCAUGAAUUGGACCCCACAGGAAAAGUCCGCCUCGUUGGACAGAUCACUGGUCGCAAAACAUCUCACUGGCAGCUCGAGCAUGUUUCCCUGGAUGCCACCAAGGACUUCCAGGUGGAGUUUGAGGUUCGUAAAGGAGCAGGAAGUUCUAUGGGUGGCUUCUCCAUCGAUGACAUCAAUCUGUCAGAGAUUGAAUGCCCACACGUGACCAUGCAGGUUAAUGAUUUUGAGAACGUUUUGGAAACUAGCAGCAGUGGAACCAUUAUAUCCAGCCCACGGCACUACUCCAGAGGGGGCUACGCUUACUCCGUUGGGAUAGUGCUGUACAGGAGAUAUUUUGGAGUGUUUGUGCAACUCUUGUCUGGUGAUUAUGAUGACAUCCUGGAGUGGCCUUGCCCACAACGGCAGGUAACAUUCCAAGUGGUGGAUCAGAACCCCCACAUUCAGCUGCAAAUGUCCAAGCAAAGGAGUGUCACCAGUGACCUGACCCAGUCCGGCGUUAAUGGUUCCUAUGUUUGGGGCAAUCCUCGAGAGACUGGAGUUCCAUUUGUAGACGAGUAUAAUGAGACCAUCUAUGUCGGACCUCUGAUUGGCUUGCGUUUUUUUGCGACUUUGGAAGAAAUUAAAUCCAGAGAAUAUCUCAAGGGAGGGAGCGCCACUUUCGUCUUCAGCUUCCAAGAUAUCACUCCUCUAAUUAAUGGAAGUGUUCUGCCAUGUCCUCAAGUGAAACCAGUAGACAUUCUACUUCCUCCUGACGAUUUGCGUGAAGGCCCAUGCUCAUCAUGGAUUUUGCCCACCAAUGUUCCACCACAUCAAACAACAGAAGACAAAAGCAUUUUUGGCUUCUCUCCUGUUUUGGUGGCUUCUCCCGUCCUCACCCUCCUGCUAGCAUUUAUGCUUCUGAUACCUUGAUGUGCCUCUCCUCCCAUGCUCAUCUCACCUCCACACAUGGACAGGGCCUGUAAAUUUGCCACUGGCUGAGUAGUUCAAUGGCUGUCAUGUUUUACUGAAUUUCUUUUGGUGUUUUUCUGGUUAUACGAGCUCCUAAUAAAAAGAGAAAGGUGCAAUGGGUAAAGAACUAUUGGCAGAUACUGUACAUCGGGGUGAUUUCUGAGUCACAACUUAAAGCGGCACAUACAACAAUUACAAAAAUACCAGUAAUACUAUGGUUGUUCUUUUGGUGUUGUGAUCAUAUAUAUGUUAGUAUUCAGGUUAUCUUUUGUGGGUCAAUCUUGAAACUAUACUUCUUCUUUUUUAUAGAAUUGCAACAAUGCUGCUUUCGUAACUGGCUUAAAAAAAGGAAAGGCUGCUGCAAGCCCAUGUUUUUGUAUUUUUAUUUUUGUAUUAAGAACGCAUACAUACUGUAGGUUUACAGUACGAUGUGGAAAUUUACAGCUGUCCCUGUACAGUGGUUCUUGAUUUACAAGAAUAGCAUUUUCGAGACUGAAAGAAAAUGGCUGCAGUUUUGUUUCUGCUCAUCAGACGAUGCUUAUUAGUAUUUGCAUUGUAUUGUGAGAAUAAAUCUUUGAAAGUGGUGGCUAUUUUCUGGGAUCUUAAGCUUUCAAAUAAAUAUUUUUCAAAACAACA